This is a messenger RNA of Lindgomyces ingoldianus, 1582 nucleotides long. RefSeq lists its product as uncharacterized. The transcript is spliced from 2 exons. NCBI's taxonomy places the organism in Eukaryota, Fungi, Ascomycota, Dothideomycetes, Pleosporales, Lindgomycetaceae. The record is from RefSeq and is a predicted model, not a curated record. Bases 350 to 1297 code for a protein of 315 amino acids.
GAGCACCCGCCGCAGCCAACUUUCUAAACAAGCAUGAAUAUGUUCUUGUAACGCUCACCCCGGACGAGCCAAAGCGAACCCUGUUCCUGAACCUAACUAAAGCUCAACAACCAGCGUAAACGACACGCAUUGCACAGCCUUCUUUAGUCUGAAUCACUAGACGUAUCUUUGCCGCACGCCACUCGUCACCCUGUUCUGCAUCGUCUUACCUGAAACUACUUAUAUUGCAGUCUGCAGCUUGUUACUCCUUGUCUCUCUGCUUGUUAUUUACGUCGUGUCUGGCGAAGCUCACCCUCACCCCGCAAGCCCCGGAGCCGACGACACCCAUCGUCACCGCCGCUCACCCAAAAUGGCGACGCAAGCCCACUGCGCAUAUUGCUUCGAAUCGCUGUCUGCGAGCUUGGAAAAGCGCCCUAGCCUCUCAUUACGACAAGUUGAAGCGUUAUGGAGGAAAUAUAACGCCGACCCCACGUCCUCGGACAUCGAUGCUGAUACGUCGAUUCACGACGUGGAAACCUCGGAGGACGAGGAUAUGGAAGACGCGAAUGAACACCUUGAAUCCAGUUCAGAGACUCAGAUACAUUCGCAGUCUCCGUAUCGACCAGCUGCGAUUUCACGACUUCUUGCUCCUAGUCCGUCAACCGUGUCUAGCUCUUCAGUGAAUAGCAGUAUUUCGACGCCAGCAAGUGGGGUUAGUGAGGCGAGCUCGGCGACCAGUAAGAGUAGCUCGCGCAGCAGUUUCUUUAGUUUGGGGCGGCGGUUGAAGAAGGAGAAGGAGAGGGUCGAGGUGCAGGAUCACCCGCUUUUCGUGACGUGGAAUACAGUUGCGAAGGGUGGGGAUAGGAGGUUGAGGGGUUGUAUUGGGACGUUUGAGGCGCAGGAGUUGGAUGAUGGGUUGAGGUCUUAUGCUUUGACCAGUGCCUUCGAUGAUACCCGUUUCCUCCCCAUCCCCCUCCGCGAACUCCCCACCCUCGAAUGCGGUGUAACCCUCCUCACGCACUUCGAGCCCGUCUCCUCCGCACUCGACUGGAACAUCGGCACUCACGGCCUCCGCAUCUCCUUCACCUACCAUGGCCGCCGCUACGGAUCCACCUACUUGCCAGACGUCGCCAAGGAACAAGGCUGGACAAAGGAAGAAACGAUUAUCAGCUUGAUGCGGAAAGCGGGGUGGAGUGGCAGGAAGGAGGAUUGGAAGAAGGUGGAUUUGAGUGUAGUGAGGUAUCAGGGAAGGCAGGUUAGGCUGGAGUAUAGGGAGUGGAGGGAGUGGAGGGAUUGGGUGGAGAAGGAGGGGAGUUAGAUGCGUUGGUGUAGGCGUAUAGAUGGGGUUAUGGGUGCGGGACUAGGGUUGGGAUUGGGAUUGGGAUUGGGGUUUGGACGACACCUCAUGAGAUAUGCUUGAUAUCCAUGGCGGCUGGCAGCAUGGCGUCGUGGGGGGUAUAAUGGGUCUGGAAUGGGUUGAGGGUUAUAUUGGGUAUCAUCUUGGAACUAGGAAUUUUGGACUUAGACGCCUUGAUCGACAAGCACAAAUCUACGCUAUCAAAUCUAGAUCUCCCAUCCAUACUAAUAAACACCUGUUGGCAAA